Helianthus annuus (common sunflower) is the source of this 596-nucleotide messenger RNA. RefSeq lists its product as uncharacterized. Lineage: Eukaryota; Viridiplantae; Streptophyta; Magnoliopsida; Asterales; Asteraceae. The record is from RefSeq and is a predicted model, not a curated record. The transcript is spliced from 2 exons. Bases 49 to 480 code for a protein of 143 amino acids.
CAGCGUUUCCUGGUAAUAUUUUCCCCCAAAUUUUAGGGUUUUUCAUCAAUGGCGACUCAAAUCUGUUCAACAAAUUCGUCAAUCAAAUCACAUAAUACUCCCCCCAUCCGUCAGAAUCCUGUAAAACUUCAUCCCACAAUUGGAUUCUCAACGCCAAUUUCGCGUUUGUCCAAUCAUCGUGUAAUUAGAACACACUCGAUUCAAUGCUCCUCGGUAGAAGAAACUAAAGCGGUCAAUUUAAGAACUUGCAAGCAAUGUAAAACACAGUUCGAUCCUUCACUCAAUCAUCCACAAGCUUGUCGUUUCCACACUGCACAUUUUGGCGGAGAAACCAAGAGAAAAUUCGAGAGUGUUUAUAGUGGAGGCACCAUGAACACACCUGAAUCUGGUAAAGUGUUUCAAUAUUGGCAUUGUUGUGGAUCUGAAGAUCCAUUUGACCCUGGAUGUACAGCUUCUCCUCAUUCUUCCUAUGAUGACUGAUAUAUAUCUGCACAGUUUCUUCGUCUUUUAAGGUUUUUUAAGGUUUUUCAUUGUACUAUGAAAUUGUUUUACAUAUGAAUCAAAUACUAAUCUUCCUUAUUCUUGAGGUUGUUAAA